Molecule: messenger RNA, 1173 nt
Organism: Aureobasidium vineae
Lineage: Eukaryota; Fungi; Ascomycota; Dothideomycetes; Dothideales; Saccotheciaceae
Source: the annotation of a GenBank genome assembly
AUGCCCUUCAAUACUGCUCUUACUCGUAAACUCGGGAUCAAAGUCCCCGUCGUCCAAGGAGGUAUGAUGUGGGUGGGCUAUGCAGAGCUCGCCAGUGCCGUCUCGAAUGCAGGAGGUUUGGGUAUCUUGACUGCCCUCACCCAGCCUACACCUGAAGAUUUGAGNAAAGUAGGAGACUCUCUAUACAGACAACUGCCGUUUGGUGUAAACUUGACUCUGCUCCCUGCCCUCCAACCUCCGGAUUACCCUGCCUACGCCCGUGUCAUAAUCGAAGAAGGCAUCCGGAUCGUCGAGACAGCAGGCAACAACCCUGCACCCGUCAUCAAACAACUAAAAGCCGCCAACCCUCCCACCAUCAUCCUACACAAAUGUACCACCGUACGUCACGCCUUGUCCGCCAUAAAGCUCGGAGUCGACUUCCUCAGCAUUGACGGAAUGGAAUGUGCUGGACACGUUGGAGAGACGGACAUUACAAACUUCAUUCUACUCUCGAGAGCUCGUCAAGAACUCAACGUUCCUUUCAUUGCCUCGGGCGGAUUUGCCGAUGGCCAGGGUCUCGCUGCUGCGCUUUCGCUCGGAGCCGAAGGUAUCAACAUGGGCACGAGAUUCAUGUGCACGAUCGAAGCUCCGAUCCACCAAAACAUCAAAGAGUCGAUCGUCAAAGCCCAAGAGACGGAUACCGAGCUUGUCCUGAGACGAUGGAAGAACACCAGCAGGAUGUUCUCGAACAAGGUUGCUAGAGAUGCCAUCAAGAUCGAAAGAGAAAGUCCGACAGGCAAGUUCGAAGAGGUCGCUCCGUAUGUCAGUGGCAAACGAGGCAGAGAGGUCUUCUUGAACGGAGACCCAGAGCAUGGUGUAAGUGACCCCAACGACUCUUCAAAGGUGUUUGUAUUGACGCCGAGAUAUUUANNGGUUUGGACCGCUGGCCAGGUCAUCGGAUUGAUUCACGAUAUCCCGACAUGUGCAGACCUCAUCACACGUAUCGAGCGCGAAGCCUUGGACACCAUCAACAAGGCAAAGUCGUUAUAUGUUGACGAGCUCCCCGAAAGUGAUAUGGAAGGAAAGCCCAUCCAAGAUCCUUCGGCCAACCCGAAGAGCGAGCACGGCACCGUNGGGACCAAAGAGAACAACCCCGAGGCACAGCUAUGGGGAAUCGGCAAGAGCAAACUCUAG